This is a messenger RNA of Aspergillus steynii IBT 23096, 1377 nucleotides long. Its product is annotated as FAD/NAD(P)-binding domain-containing protein. The coding region runs from base 1 to 1377 and encodes 458 amino acids. The transcript has 4 exons. The record is from RefSeq and is a predicted model, not a curated record. Gene Ontology annotation, molecular function: FAD binding; monooxygenase activity. Lineage: Eukaryota; Fungi; Ascomycota; Eurotiomycetes; Eurotiales; Aspergillaceae.
AUGGAGUCCCAGCAUUUUGGAUGGCGGCCGCUCGACGUUGCCGUCAUUGGAGGUGGAAUCGGAGGGUUGGCUGCUGCGACGUCGCUACGACGGGCAGGCCACGCCGUCACGAUAUACGAACGAGCAGACUAUGCGGGUGAGGUGGGCGCCUCUAUUAGCUGUGGCGCCAAUGGCACCCGGUGGCUGGAAGACUGGAAUGUCGAUAUCAGCGUGGGUCGGCCGAUUGUGAUUGAGAAAUUGAUUCGACACGACCUCGAAACUGGGGAGGUCCAGGAUGUCUAUGACUUGGCAGACUAUGCCCCCUACUACAACUUCUACCGAGUGGACAUGCACGCCAUGCUGAUGCAAUCCGCCACCGGUCCCGGACAAGGAAAACCAGCGGUCCUGAAGCUAAAUCAUGCCUGUGAAACCGUCGACCAUCGUACGGGGGUCGUGACGUUCCGAAGUGUAACCAGGGCGCGCCAUGACUUGGUGAUUUGCGCUGAUGGUGUCGGCUCCGCCGUGCGUCAGUCCCUGGGGAUCCAUCCCGAACGGAAAGCAGCCACAUCGACUUCGUAUCAUUGCAUCAUUCCGACGGCCAAAGUGCGUCGCCUCGGCCUCCCGGACAUGUCGGUUCAUAACGCCCUGGAGUAUUGGGGCGGCCACGGCCCGAGCAAGAUCAUCUUUUCGGCUUGUCGCGGGGGUGAGAUACACUCCUUCUACACGUUCUUUGCGAACCCCAGGGGAGAGACGGCCGAGGAGGGCUGGGAUUUUUCCGGGUCGCGAGAGCAGCUUCUGGCGCCCUUCCCCAAGUUGGAUCCCGCCCUGCGCGCUGUGUUGAGCCAUGCCGGCGACAUAAAGCCCUGGCGCCUUUACGUCCACAGCCCAUACCCCCGCUGGCAUCGUGGUCGCACCGGUCUUCUGGGUGAUGCGGCUCAUCCGAUGCUCCCCGAUCAGAGCCAGGGGGCCUGUCAGGCCAUCGAAGAUGCCGCCGCGCUGGGCAUCAUCUUUGGCCCGCGUUACACAUUCACCGCAGACGUGGCCGCCGGUCUGCGCCUGUACGAGCAGGUUCGCAAACCGCGCGCCAGCCGUGUACAGGAAGCCAGUGCCCGAGCUCGUGAGAACCUCUCGGAGCGCAUCGGCUUCUCCAGCCAGAAAGAUAGCAGCCUGUACAAAGUAGCCCAUAAAGGACAGAAGUUGACUAUCGAGGAAGUCAAUGAGUAUGUGAUCUAUUGCGCUCUCGGCCUGGUCAAGCAUAAUCCCAGCGCUAAUUCUCCCUGCAGAUACGAUAUACAUGGCCAUAUCGCAACGCAGGCCAGAAGUCUUCUCUCACGACGGAUGGAACCAGGCACGCUCGCCUCGCAGCAGCACAAGGCAGAGCGACUAUCUCGACUCUAA